Arabidopsis lyrata subsp. lyrata is the source of this 1848-nucleotide messenger RNA. RefSeq lists its product as uncharacterized. The coding region runs from base 306 to 1574 and encodes 422 amino acids. The transcript is spliced from 3 exons. NCBI's taxonomy places the organism in Eukaryota, Viridiplantae, Streptophyta, Magnoliopsida, Brassicales, Brassicaceae. The record is from RefSeq and is a predicted model, not a curated record.
UGUCAAUGUUUUGUAUGGUUGGAUGCAAGUAUAACUUUCAAAUACUCUAUGCUUCUGAGUAUUAAAUAAACAUUGAAUCAAAGUGUAUGUUAAAAAUAAAACAAACUCUAUAUAUAUGUAUGGAUUAGUUAUAUGAAGAGUUUGAUCCAACUCGAUCACUUUUUCUUCUCGGAUCCUUUCCCACCAAAAACACAAGCAAAACAACAAAGACUCUCUAUCUCUCUUCUCUUUCUUCUUUAUCGUUUAUUCUAUAUAUUAUCGACAUUGUAAUCUAAUUUGCACUGUCUUCAACAUUCUCUUUUUCCAUGGCUCCUCUCCCUUUCAUACCGGAACAAACCCAUUCGCAAACGCGUUUAUCUUCAGACACAAAGAAGAAGAACAGAAACAAGAAAACGUCCCAACCGCCGCCUCAAACGCAAACGCUAAAGCAGAAGGAAAAGAAGAAGACGGUACCAACAUCAUCUUCAUCGUCGUCAUGGAGCCAGAUAAAGAACCUUUUGAGUUGCAAACAAAUCGAAGGGCCACGAGUGCACGAACCAUCAAAGAUUACUUCAUCAUCUUGUGGCACUUCUCUUUGUAGGUUUAGCGAUGUUGUUUACGGUAAUGCUCGCGUUAUUCACCGCUCGGAUCACUCGCCCGAGAGUAGCAAUCUUGGUCAAGAUGCCCGGUUGUUGACCCGAAAACCCGUCACUCGUGGAUCUUCUUCUUCGGUUAGAUCCAACGGUUGUGGCGCUUACACGUCGUAUUCAACAUCUAAAGCUAUGCACUUCAGAAACCUCUCAGGUUGCUAUGAGUGCCACAUGAUUGUUGAUCCAAGCAGGUAUCCAAUAGCACCAAGAAUAUGUGCAUGUCCACAGUGUGGUGAGGUCUUCCCUAAGCUUGAAACAUUGGAACUUCAUCAAGCAGUUCGUCACGCUGUGUCGGAGUUGGGGCCAGAGGAUUCAGGGAGAAACAUAGUAGAGAUCAUCUUCAAAUCUAGCUGGUUACGUAAAGACAGUCCCAUCUACAAGAUCGAACGGAUAUUAAAAGUCCACAACACUCAACGCACGAUCCAACGGUUCGAAGAUUGUCGCGACGCAGUCAAGUCCCAUGCACAUGGUUCGACCAGAAAAGAGCCACGAUCUGCCGCCGAUGGCAACGAGCUUCUUUGCUUCCACUGCACCACCGUUUCUUGCUCCCUCGGCUCAUGCGGUUCGACCUCCAUUUGCUCGGCCAUCCCUGGCUGCCGCGUCUGCACCAUUAUCCGCCACGGCUUCCACGCCAAAACGGUACGUGUAGGCAACGGCGAAGGAAAAGAGGAGAUCAAGGGCGUGAGGACCACUGCAAGCAGUGGAAGAGCACACGACGCGUUGAGGUGUUUUGACCAGCGGAGGGCGAUGCUUGUUUGCCGCGUGAUCGCGGGAAGAGUGAGGCGCGUGCAGAGUGAUGUUCCGGAAGAUGAAAGUGGUUCUGGCUCGUAUGAUUCGGUUGCAGGGGCCGCUGGGGUCUACACAAGCCUCGACGACUUGGUUGUGUAUAAUCCAAAAGCUAUACUUCCUUGCUUUGUGGUUAUCUACAAAGUCUCCGAGCCUUAAAAAGUAUUGCACUUUGCACGAUUUGGAUUUGUAAGUUUGUUAAUUAGUGGAAUUUGUGAAGUAGUGGAUUCUAAUAUUUAGGAAAAAAAAUUAGCAUAUUAAUUGUGUAGAAGUGUGGUGGUGUGGCCUAGUCAAGAGUGAAAGAGAUUAGUGUCUCCUCUUUUUUAUUUUUUUCCUAUGAUUUCGAUUCGACUUGUAUCUCAGUUGUUUCUUCAAAUUUUAACAUUUUCUCAUGUUGAUUAAAAAAAAUGAAUAGUAUGAUUUAUUGAUUAAA